UGUGACGUCAGGGGGCGGGGCGCCGAGCGGGGAGACGGAGGCCAAGAUGGUUUACAUCUCGAACGGACAAGUGUUGGAUAGCCGGAGUCAGUCUCCAUGGAGAUUAUCUUUGUUAACAGAUUUCUUCUGGGGAAUAGCAGAGUUUGUGAUUCUGUUUUUCAAAACUCUGUUUCAGCAAGAUGUGAAGAAAAGAGGCUAUAGAAGUUCAUCUGAUUCUAGAUAUGAUGAUGGAAGAGGGCCGCCUGGAAACCCUCCCCGAAGAAUGGGUCGCAUUAAUCAUCUGCACGGCCCCAGCCCUCCUCCCAUGGCUGGUGGAUGAGGAAGGUAA
This is a messenger RNA of Echinops telfairi (small Madagascar hedgehog), 328 nucleotides long. It is a transcript of the gene SELENOK, whose product is annotated as selenoprotein K. The transcript is spliced from 4 exons. Gene Ontology annotation, cellular component: endoplasmic reticulum membrane; Golgi apparatus. Gene Ontology annotation, biological process: endoplasmic reticulum calcium ion homeostasis; calcium ion transport. The record is from RefSeq and is a predicted model, not a curated record. Lineage: Eukaryota; Metazoa; Chordata; Mammalia; Afrosoricida; Tenrecidae.